AUGACCUUAGCUUUUGAUGAGGAGGGCGAGGAGAUGCAAGUUGAUGCUGAGCCGGACCUAGGGCACAAGAUGUUAACCCCAUUCAUCAUCAAGGCCACUGUGACUUUGGUCAACCACCACAAAGUGGUGCUGACCAAUCCGGAGAAGCAUGCCCAGUCGACCUUGUCUGAAGCCGUGGAUCACAUGACGGACGUCCUGCGCCACUCCUUGCGAGAGGAGAAGAAUCGCAUGAUCGCCGCCAAGCGGAAGGAAAAGGAGCAGGCCCUCCCCGACGACAUGGACGGAAUGUUGGACGAUGACUUCAACUUGGCUAUGUCAAACGCCCUAGCCGAGGCCAGUCCUGAGGAGGAAGCGAUGAUAGAGGCACUCUAUGAGCGCAUUGAGGGUUCACGAGGCCUGGAGGCCUAA
Molecule: messenger RNA, 408 nt
Organism: Symbiodinium sp. CCMP2456
Lineage: Eukaryota; Dinophyceae; Suessiales; Symbiodiniaceae
Source: the annotation of a GenBank genome assembly